Molecule: messenger RNA, 1760 nt
Organism: Exaiptasia diaphana
Lineage: Eukaryota; Metazoa; Cnidaria; Anthozoa; Actiniaria; Aiptasiidae
Product: POU domain, class 3, transcription factor 4
Exons: 1
Coding region: 27-1145 (372 amino acids)
Biological process (GO): regulation of transcription by RNA polymerase II
Molecular function (GO): RNA polymerase II cis-regulatory region sequence-specific DNA binding; DNA-binding transcription factor activity, RNA polymerase II-specific
Source: RefSeq, a predicted model, not a curated record
UUGUACACGGUUAGUGAGAAGUCAGUAUGGCAUCCCAAGCGAAUUACACGACUGGCACUAUCGCUACAACGCAGAGUGAACUCAGAACUCAAUCUCAACCUACGACGAUGGCUUAUCGCGAAGAGCAACCUGUAGUCAAGUAUGAAAAUAUCACUCAACAAGCACCGAACUCCGAGCAACAAAGAGUUACAAAUCUAACAAACCAUCAAUGGGUUGUGCAGGACCACACCGGAGCCAUCGGUUGGCCACCAAACACGGUUAGUGUACAUCAAGAAGUCAAACCAUUGAUACGCGAAGAUGGAUCUCCAGUAGUUAUAACUACCGCUACAACUGGUGCAACACUCGUUCAUCAUCGUCCGGGUCAUCCAGGUAUGAUGGAACAGGUCCGUUGGUCGACGCCGAACGCUGGAUCGCCGGACCAUACGCGAAUUCACAUCAACGCUGCUUUACAACCAAACACCGCUGUAUCGGUCUACCAGAAUGUAAAUGGAACACUAACAAUGCCGGCCAACUAUACUCCAACGAACCAGACGAUCAGAGAAAGCCCCGUCAUGCAAGAUCCACAAAUCCAGGGACAUCAUGAUAUGUUAGAUGGAGACGAAGAAACACCAACCUCUGACGACUUGGAGCAGUUCGCUAAACAGUUCAAACAGAGACGAAUCAAGCUCGGGUUUACACAGGCCGACGUUGGACUAGCUCUUGGCACGCUGUAUGGGAAUGUAUUUAGUCAGACGACAAUCUGUCGAUUUGAGGCAUUGCAGCUAAGUUUUAAAAAUAUGUGCAAACUAAAACCACUGCUACAGAAAUGGCUAGAGGAGGCCGACAACAACAAUGGGUCCAGUGGUGCACUGGAUAAAAUGGCAACCAAUGCCCGCAAGAGAAAAAAGAGAACGUCGAUCGAGGUUGCAGUAAAGGGAGCCUUAGAAAACCACUUCUGUAAAAACGCCAAACCAUCCGCCCAAGAGAUAACACACUUAGCUGAUAACCUAGGGCUCGACAAGGAAGUCGUCAGAGUGUGGUUUUGCAAUAGAAGGCAGAAGGAAAAAAGGAUGACAGCUACAGUAACAACUAACGAAGAAGACGAAGGAGUUUUACAUCAACCGACUGUAGUAAGUGUCACUUCAAUGGCGACUGCCAGCCAGUAAAUUUCAAAUCAUCGUGCAGUACUUGAGGCCAUUCUCAAAGACCUAAGUCUAUUCAGGACAAAAAUGAUGCUGCAUUAACAGCUGAUCAUCGCGAACAUGGAACAUUGUAUAUCUAAAUACGUCCAAUUUAGCGUGAGAAAGAUUUUCUAGCAUAUAAACUCUGAAACUAUUUAUGAAGUCAGUUCAAUACAGUGAGAAUUGUGUUCCUAUAAGUCAACCGAAUAAUCAGAGUACCAUUUGAAGAGUCAUUCGCUUCAAAACUAUCUGUUUUCCAUUGUAAAUAGUAUACUCCACAUUUAGUUUGAAUUCAUUAUGUCCAAAUCGAGUAUUAGAUAAUGUAGUAAUCUUUCUUUCAAAAUCAAGGCGAAAAACUAUAGAUUUCAUUAUAUAUUUUCUUAGAAUCUCGGUACACGAGUGUGGGUACGAGCUAUUUCAGUUCGAUUCCAUUCGUGUAUUAAAGUUAACUCUGAAUUAACUGCUUAUAUCAAUAAGCACAGAAAUAUUUUCAUUUUCUUAUCAUAUUCUUCAAAAAGACAUACUUUUAUAACUAGAUUCUGUAAAUUGUUGAUCUACACCUGUAGCCUGUGAUUAAAAUCAUCGUAUUUCAUGGACGAA